GGCGGGGGAAGAGGAGUGACCGGCAGUCAGCGCAGCCAAUCAGAUCACAGAAUAACAACAACAACAAAGAAAAUGAUAAAAGGUCGGGUUAAAGGCGGGGACGAGGAGCUGCUGGUUCUUCCAGAGAAGCUGGAGAAGAGGCUGCUGCUGUUUCAGCGCGACGGAGUCAAAUUCGCUCUUUCCAGAGCUGGAAGGUGUUUGAUUGGCGACGAGAUGGGGCUUGGAAAGACGGUGCAGGCCAUCUCGGUGGCGUACCUCUACAGAGACGAGUGGCCCCUGCUGAUCGUGGUGCCAUCUUCACUGAAGUACCCGUGGAUCGAGGAGCUGGAGCGCUGGGUUCCCGAGCUCCGGCCUGACGACAUCAACCUGGUGGAGAGCAAAGCUGAUAUCAUGGGGAUCAGCCGGAGCAAGGUGACCGUUCUGGGCUACGGGUUGCUCACCAAUGACGCGCGGUCCCUAGUGGAAGCGCUGAAAACGCAGCGCUUCGGCGUCGUCAUCGUGGACGAGUCGCACUACCUGAAGUCCCGGAACGCAGCGAGGACGAAGAUCCUGGUGCCGCUGAUCCAGAGCGCCAAACGUGCGAUCCUGCUCACAGGAACGCCAGCGCUGGGCAGACCCGAAGAGCUCUUCAUGCAGAUCGAUGCUUUGUAUCCGAGGCGCUUCGGCACAUGGAGCGAGUACGCCAAGAAAUACUGCAAUGCUCACUACAGAUUCUUCGGGAGCAGGCGUCAGUGGGAUUGUCGCGGAGCGUCUCAUCUGGACGAGCUGCACCAGAGGCUCAGCGAGAUCAUGAUCCGCAGACUUAAAGCCGAAGUGCUCACACAGCUGCCGGCCAAAAUCCGCCAGAGAAUCCCUUUCGACCUGCCAAAAGAGGCGGCCAAGGAAGCCAGCUCCAGUCUGGAGAAGUGGGAGAGUUUAAUGCGCUCUGUGGGCUCCGGCGAGUCGGCGAACGAGAACCCGUUUACAGAAGUGAUGGGUCUCAUCACGCAGAUGUACAAGCAGACUGCAAUAGCUAAGGCAGGAGCGGUGAAGGACUACAUAAAGAUGAUGCUGGAGACGGAGCAGCUGAAGUUUCUGGUCUUUGCGCAUCACCUCAGCAUGCUGCAGGCGUGUACCGAGGCUGUGAUUGAGGCCAAGGCCGGUUAUAUCCGAAUCGAUGGCAGCGUUCCUUCUGCAGAGAGGAUCCAGCUGGUCCGCCGCUUCCAGAACGAUCCAGAGACACGGGUGGCUAUUCUGAGCAUACAGGCGGCGGGACAGGGUCUGACCCUGACGGCGGCGUCUCACGUGGUGUUCGCCGAGCUCUACUGGAACCCGGGUCACGUGAAGCAGGCGGAGGACCGAGCGCACCGCAUCGGCCAGACCUCAUCCGUGCACGUGCACUACCUCAUCGCCAAGGGCACUUUCGAUAUGGUCAUGUGGGCCAUGCUGAACAGGAAGGAAACGGUGACGGGCAGCACGCUGAACGGAAGGAAGGAUUACCUGAAAGCGGAGGAAGCGGAUAAGGAGAAAUGGGAUUUUCUGAACUUCGCUCAGGCCUGGACGCCGAGCGACAGCGUCACCGGCGAUGCCGAAGACGUCUUCUUCUCACACUUUGAGAAAGACAAACAGCACGACAUCCGCGCCUUUUUCUCUCCCGCCUCGGACAAAAAGAGGAAGAGAACGGACGAGUCGUCCGUCACCGGCUCUCCUCAGACACCUUCACGAGACCAGCAGGGAACCGAUGAAAGCCCCCGUAGCCGCAGCCCUGAUUUAGGCAAUCAGGAGGAGGAUUUCUGUCCCCAGGUGAAACGUUUGAAACAGGCUACUCCAUUGUCUCGCCGCGGGGGGAAAUGCAGUCCCAUGAUGCCUCUCGGUGCACCACGCAGGCUCUCGGCAGGACUGCAAACCCCCCACCACAGCCAGAAGUGGAGCUGCCCGGUCUGUACUUUCUCCAACAGCGGCCUGCUGCUGCGCUGCGAAAUGUGCGAGACGCCGCGAGCUCAGAGAGGACGUUUCAUUAUGCGAGCUGUAUUUGAAGAAAGUUUCACGUUUGACACUCGCAGCCCCUCUGCGUCUCCCUCCCCUUCUGCCUCGCUGCCUGCCUCCAGUCCCUGCAUCGCUCUUUCAGACUCUGAAGAGAUCGACAGCACCCCCAAAACACCGCAGACGGUAAAGAAAGACGGAGAGAAGACCCCGGAACCUCCGGGAACUCCGUCCGACGCUAAUGAUAGCCGCGAGUCUGAGUCGGGAGAUGUCUCUCUGCCUGUGUACGACGGCCUGAAGUUCUGCGCCAGCAAAAACACUGACAGGAUCUACAUUUACAGCAAGGAUGGUAUCUCACUCAACUGCAACUUUGUUCCUCUGGAUAUCAGACUACAGAACUGGGAUGACUUGCCUCCAGAGUUCAGCCGCACUGAGAACCGGAGACACUUGGUGCGUUUUGUGCGUGAGUGGAGCUUUCUGACAGCGAUGAAGCAAAGGAUGGUGAGGAAGAGUGGCAGAGUCUUUCAAAGCCCAGUGCUGCUUGUGGAUGAGCUCACACACACACAGCGCCGACACAGUAGCACCAAGAGGUAUCUCUCUAAGCAGGAAGUGGCUCAGACGUCCCUGAGUGCAGCCCAGAGACAGGGGGGGACCGUACGCUCGAUCAGCAAGGACAACUCUUCCUCCUUGAAGAGAUCUAUUAUGAAACCACCCAGUCAAGCUGAUAAGGAGUCGGAAGCAGACACGGGAUAUUUGCAAGCUCUGGACUCUGGAGGCACGCCACUGUGUUUGUCUUGCCAGAAGCCCAGUGCGGAACACUCAGGCUGGGCAGGAGGAUUCUGUAGUGCCAGCUGCAUGGAGGAGCUGCAGCUGCGCUCCAGCCGAGGCUACGCCCGCUCCCGUGUUCUCGAGACGGAGCAAGGUGUGUGUCAGAGCUGUGGCCUUAAUGCACGCCAGCUGUAUCUGCGGGUCCGAGACGCGCCACACACACACCGCAAAGAGAUACUGGACAACACAUGGCUGGCACAGCUGCCUCUCAAACAGCUGAACGAGAUGAUCCGUCACCCAGUAGAGGGCCACUUCUGGCAGGUGGACCACAUCAAGCCGGUGUACAGUGGAGGAGGACAGUGCCUUCUGGACAACCUGCAGACGCUCUGCGCCGUCUGCCACCGCACGGUACACCACACCAUUAGCUAUCCGUCAUCUAAAUACGGCUCUCUCACUCAAACUACUAUAGAAUCUGGACUGAAAAACAGGACAACCUGCCACCACAUGCGCCAGCCCUGCUGUACGUGUCUGUUUAUACACCUUUCCACAUCAAUACUAUUUCAAGCUGCCUUAAUGAGAUUUAAGAUUCGAUUAUAGAGAAAAGGACCACGCGUAGGCUCUCGGCACCAUCUGUCACCGCGCCGGUACUACAGAACAGCUGUCUGUCCACGUCUGACUCCGAGUACCAUUCGAGUCUGAACGCAGGGAAGGAGGCUGAUUCGCGGACAUAUCAUUCAUCCGAGAGGUGUCUGCGUUAGUCCUUCUGCAUUGCGUAAUUCCUCUGUCAUAGACAUCACUCACGGACGAGCGCUUUCAAACGCUUCCCCCUGUAGGUUACGGAAACGGUAAUUACAGAUAAUAUACUUACAGAUAUCGACUAAACACUUUCCUGGUCGACUUCUGCAGAUCUUUAUUUAUUUAUAUAUUUAUUUAUUUGGUGCGUGAACUAUUGCAGAUCGUUAUAAUUGUUAUAUCAGCGUUACUCGGUCCGUGUUUUCCUCCUAGCGAUAAACUACUACUGUUCCACAGAUAAAAACAAGGAAGGAAGUCACGAGAGAACCAUGGCUUUUAUAUUGUUUCUGAGAUUAGCUGUAAAGAGGCGUAGCGGGACGCUGAGGUUGAGGAUGUUGGACAGCUUGUCCACGACGAGGCCGAUAUCAUAAAAGCAAUAUGAUGUCCACGAAGAUCACGUUUCGGGAAAGAUCUCCGAACUGAAAUACUCGUGGAUUUUUUAUUUAUUUAUUUAUUUAUUUCAAUAUGAUGUCUGUGUCAAGGCAGAACAGUUUAAUUGUGGUGGGAAAACGAUCCUUGAUUGUGCCGUAUGAAAUCCGAUUCCCCCCCGUCUCCAAGCGGAUUACGCAAGAAUCCCUAUUACAGAAACGGGAGAUCGCAGGAUAAAGAUACGUUUACCGUCCACUUUAUUAGGAACACCCGACCCGUAGAGCUGCAUUUCCGUGCCGUUAUCUAAUCACGCAGGUGCAGAUCGAGAGCUUCGGGUAAUGUCCGAGUAAUUCGGAAACUGUCGUUCUCCGACGUGAAGUACAGGCUACGUGAACGCGAGUAAUCAUUCUUUACGAGCACGGCGAGCAGAAAAGCCGUCAAGCUCCGCUCCCGUCAGCCACGACCGGGAAUCCGACGAAUGGACACAGGCCCAGGCGAGACUCUUCCAAUCUUCAGCUGCCCACGGUCAAUAAAUUUAGCUAUUUACUCAAACUUUAGGGUCGUGACACUGUGUCUUCAGUUCUCACACAGAUACAGCAGAGAUUUCAGUAUGGAUCUCUACACGCAGCAGACAUCACGUCUCAUCACGCAGAGAUUAUUCUA
Molecule: messenger RNA, 4554 nt
Organism: Ictalurus furcatus (blue catfish)
Lineage: Eukaryota; Metazoa; Chordata; Actinopteri; Siluriformes; Ictaluridae
Gene: zranb3
Product: zinc finger, RAN-binding domain containing 3
Exons: 21
Coding region: 73-3327 (1084 amino acids)
Biological process (GO): DNA repair; replication fork processing
Cellular component (GO): nuclear replication fork
Molecular function (GO): ATP-dependent chromatin remodeler activity; zinc ion binding; ATP binding
Source: RefSeq, a predicted model, not a curated record